AUGAAGAUGCAGCAGGAGGAGGCGAAGCAAAGGCGAGCACAGUCGAACAGAGAGUCUGCUCGACGAUCAAGGCUAAGGAAACAGCAGUACAUUGCUCAACUUGAGAGCAAACUGAAUGCUCAAAGUGUCCGGAUGACAAGGUUGAGUGAUGAGAUUGGGUCUAAGGAUGCCAUCAUUCAGACUAUGAAGGAAGCUACUGGGAUUUACGUCGAUGAUAGAUGUACGGAUCAUAAUCUACUGCGCAAUCAGUUUCUUAGCGAUGUCUGUGAGUAUGCCAAGGGGUUUACUGAUGUCCCGCAGACUCUGAUUGCUGAGCUUGUGAAUGCGCGAGGUUACUGA
Messenger RNA from Chenopodium quinoa (quinoa), 339 nucleotides. Its product is annotated as DNA-binding protein EMBP-1-like. The record is from RefSeq and is a predicted model, not a curated record. NCBI's taxonomy places the organism in Eukaryota, Viridiplantae, Streptophyta, Magnoliopsida, Caryophyllales, Amaranthaceae. The transcript has a single exon. Gene Ontology annotation, biological process: regulation of DNA-templated transcription. Gene Ontology annotation, molecular function: DNA-binding transcription factor activity. The coding region runs from base 1 to 339 and encodes 112 amino acids.